Messenger RNA from Psammomys obesus (fat sand rat), 1269 nucleotides. RefSeq names its product O-acyl-ADP-ribose deacylase 1 (gene Oard1). The record is from RefSeq and is a predicted model, not a curated record. The transcript is spliced from 7 exons. The coding region runs from base 298 to 756 and encodes 152 amino acids. Gene Ontology annotation, biological process: peptidyl-glutamate ADP-deribosylation. NCBI's taxonomy places the organism in Eukaryota, Metazoa, Chordata, Mammalia, Rodentia, Muridae.
GCAAUUAAAGGCCUUGGCGGGAUUGGUUCCGUGUCCGGGCUUUUCUGUUGCUCCGAGGGUUUCACCUCGAACCCUUCCCUGCGUGGAGGAGGGCCUGCUGAUGCCCGAUUCCUUUGCAGUCAUAUCCUCUGGGAAAAUACCAGACUUUCCUAAACCUACCCUGCUAGGAGGCUAGAAGAGGGCUCGAAGUAAGGAGAUGUGUCUUGGGGCCGCCUGUGCUUCCGCUCCUGGAAAGGUGUGGAUACACGUUGAGGAGCAGAAGAAACUCUUAAAUUCUGGAAAUAGUGACUCAGUAUCAUGGCCAGCCGCCUUAAUGAAGAUCCAGAAGGAAGUCGAAUCACUUAUGUAAAAGGAGAUCUUUUCGCAUGUCCCAAAACAGACUCUCUAGCCCAUUGUAUCAGUGAGGAUUGUCGAAUGGGUGCCGGAAUAGCUGUUCUCUUCAAGAAGAAAUUUGGAGGAGUACAGGAACUGUUAAGUCAACAAAAGAAGUCUGGAGAAGUGGCUGUUCUGAAGAGAGAUGAGCGAUAUAUAUAUUACUUGAUUACAAAGAAGCGGCCUUCACACAAGCCGACGUAUGAGAACCUACAGAAGAGUUUAGAGGCCAUGAGGUCCCAUUGUUUGAAGAAUGGAGUCACUGACCUCUCCAUGCCCAGGAUUGGAUGUGGCCUGGAUCGUCUGCAGUGGGAAAAUGUAUCUGCGAUUAUUGAAGAAGUGUUUGAGUCAACAGACAUCAAGAUUACCGUGUAUACACUCUGAACAGAUGACGAUUCUGGAUAGGCCCAGUGUUUUGUGUCAAUCCCUACUUGGCCGUAGGACUAAGCAAUUGUAGGACUUAAUGGCCAGAGGACAGUCGGUGUGAGGGAAUCUUUGUCACAGAUAAGAUGAGGGCUUCUGUAUUCCAAAAGGAUAAGGUGGGCACUGCGCCCAAGCAGUGUUGCUGUAUUCUUUUGCAGGAGGGUGGUCUGUCACUAACCCAGGAAACCAGAUAGGUAAGCUGUUCUAGGGCCUGUUUUGUUUGUCCACUACUGGGUUUGUUUGGCUGGUCACUAGGUGGCAGCAUUGGUUCUAAUUCUUUUUCUUUUAAAGAGACAUUAUGGGAAGGGUAACCUUUUGAGAUUCUUCACGUCUCUUGUGUUUGUACACUUGGUGUUAGUUUGAUGUCAUCAAAAAUCAUCAUAGGAAAGGGUAUGGUUGUUUUAGUUACAAAUAUCACCAAGGAGUUUGUGGUGACAAGAAUGGAACAAUAAACCUUUCUCUUAGGUUCACUGA